AUGCCCUCUGUACAUCACGUUGAGAAGAUUCACGCAUACAGGCACCUAUAUCGCGAGCUCCUUCGAGCAGUCCAAUUCGCGUCGCCAUACAGGUACGUUGUCCGCGACCAGCUGCGGGCGGCGUUCCGGGAAAAGGAGGCCUCCUGGGACAAGGAGGAAUACAAGCGGACUAUGUGGUUCCUACAGGCGGCGGCGCGUGAGGCCGGGCUUGAGCACAAGAUCCUCAAGAACCUGAUCCGCGUGGCGCACGAGCGGCAAAGGCUGGCGCCGUGGAAAAUCAGCUACCGCAAGGCUGAGGAUAUGAAGGGCAAUACACUCUAUGAGGAGGGCAAGCAGAUCACGUCCACGGCGUUUAAUCACUAUGACAUGACGGUGGCCAUGUUGAACAAGACGAUGGGUAUCCGACUGAGGUGA
Colletotrichum graminicola M1.001 is the source of this 414-nucleotide messenger RNA. RefSeq lists its product as uncharacterized. The record is from RefSeq and is a predicted model, not a curated record. The transcript has 2 exons. NCBI's taxonomy places the organism in Eukaryota, Fungi, Ascomycota, Sordariomycetes, Glomerellales, Glomerellaceae. The coding region runs from base 1 to 414 and encodes 137 amino acids.